AUGACCUUGUUCCCCACCAAGUUUGAAAAUGGGAAGAUUGAGUACAAGAUAAGGUACAAGGGGAGAUCAAGGCCAUUCUCUAGAGCCAAAGCCUUGGUGACUUCAGAACAGUCCAGGGACCCAACCAAGCUAAAGGAGCUUCUGUCUCAAGUCCUCACUAUCACCCUUGAUGGUGACAAAGAAGCCAGCUCGACCGACAGCUCGAUCGAGCUAGAAACAAGGGCAACUCGAUCGAGUUCCACAACUCGACCAAGGAACCCAACUUUAAGAAGCAACCAGUUUAAGAUGUUGAGAGGUGAAGGAAGCAAGGCAGCGUUCACAAAGAAGGAGAUAACGAGAGGAGCAAGGAGAAUGCUUAAGACACUAACCAAGGAAGAUGAGGAAGAGAUUGAGAGGUUGAGGGAAGAGAGAAGGACCAAGAGGAGGAAUGACCCAAUCAGCAGUGAGAGUGAAUUGGGAGAAUUUGAGAUUGGGUGA
Microthlaspi erraticum is the source of this 477-nucleotide messenger RNA. NCBI's taxonomy places the organism in Eukaryota, Viridiplantae, Streptophyta, Magnoliopsida, Brassicales, Brassicaceae. The record is from the annotation of a GenBank genome assembly.